This is a messenger RNA of Hirsutella rhossiliensis, 696 nucleotides long. Its product is annotated as retinal pigment epithelial membrane protein. The transcript is spliced from 3 exons. Lineage: Eukaryota; Fungi; Ascomycota; Sordariomycetes; Hypocreales; Ophiocordycipitaceae. Gene Ontology annotation, molecular function: carotenoid dioxygenase activity. Gene Ontology annotation, biological process: carotene catabolic process. Bases 1 to 696 code for a protein of 231 amino acids. The record is from RefSeq and is a predicted model, not a curated record.
AUGGCUCUAAACGCAAGCGGAACCAUCCUGCGCACGGUGGAUCAUGAGAAGGAAGACACCGAGCAAAUUCUUAAAAAUACCGAGAACCAGUCCUGGAAAGUCUGGCCAAACGGGGCAGGCUUUGAAGGGCUUGAAGAGCACCGCGGCCCACUCCGUUUACACGUCAAAGGUACUAUUCCGUCGUGGGCGGCGGGUACUUUAUAUCGAACUGGGCCGGGCCAGAAUGUUGUCGAGAACACCGUCAAAGGGACUCACAAUGUAUCACACUGGUUUGACGGCUUUGCCCACACCCACAAGUUUGACAUUGUUCCCUCAGAAGUCGACGACGGUAGCACAACGGUGCUUUAUUCGUCCCGACGCCAGUCCGAAGCCCACGUUGCCAACAUCAAGGAGACAGGCUGGCGUUCCAGCAUUUCCUUUGGGCAGAAGGCUGAUCCUUGUGUUGGACUGUUUGCCAAGUUCAUGAGCAACUUCACUCCCCAACAGCAUACCAACAACGUUGUUCUCCUUCCUAAUGUCCCCGGCCUGCGGGACGGAGCGCCUACUAACCUCGGCCACCAUGUUGAUCGCACCAAUCUUUACAUCAGCACAGACACAAGCACGCUGCAGAGUAUCGAUCCCGCCACGCUCGAGCCCCUCGGCUUCACUAGCCAGAUUUUGCUCGCCUCCACCCAGUAUAUCGCAUAUUCCGCGUGA